AUGGCGACCGCGGCGGCUGGCGUGCUGGCUUUGCCGGCGUUUGCCGAAGGCGACAUGUCGCUGGCCGAGGCGCCCUGCGAGAACUGCGCCGAUGAACUGACCGUCGUCUCCUGGGGCGGCGCCUAUCAGAAUUCGCAGAUCAAGGCCUAUUCGGAGCCCUAUGCCGAGGCGACGGGCGUCACCUUCGUUUGGGACGAAUCCUCGGCCGAGGCCGUUGCCAAGCUGCGUGCCAUGAGCGAAGCCGGCAACGUGACCUGGGACGUCGUCGAUGUGGUGGCUUCGGAUGCAAUCCGCCUGUGUGACGAGGGUCUUGCGAUCGAGAUCGACGGCGCGACCGAACUGGCCCCCGCUCCGGACGGCACGUCGGCCGACGAUGAUUUCGGCGUGCUGCGCGUCAACGACUGCUUCGUGCCGCAGAUCGUUUAUUCGACGACAUUCGGCUAUCGCACCGAUGUGGCCGAGUGGAACGGUGCCGUGCCCGAUGACAUCUGCGACAUCUUCGACCUGGAAACCUUCCCGGGCAAACGGUCACUGCAGAGGCGUCCGAUCGACAACAUGGAAUGGGCGACAUACUGCAACGGCACACCGAAAGAUGAAAUCUACGAUGUGCUGAGCACCGACGAGGGUAUCGCAGCCGCGCUCGCCAAGCUCGACACGAUCAAGGACCAGGUCGUCUGGUGGACGGCCGGUGCCGAGACGCCGCAGCUGCUGGCCGACGGCGAAGUCGUGAUGGGUUCGACGUUCAACGGCCGCUUGUUCUCGGCGAUCGCCGAGCAGGACCAGCCCAUCGCCAUGAUGUGGGACAUGCAGUCGUUCGACCUUGACGGCUGGAUCAUUCCGGAGGGCCUGGACGAGGCACGUCUCAACCGCGCCAAGCACUUCCUGAAGUUCGCCACCGACACGCAGCGUCUGGCGGACCAGGCCAAGUACAUCUCCUACGGCCCGGCUCGCGCAUCGUCCGCGCCGCUGGUGGGCACCCAUGCCGAGCUUGGCAUCGACAUGGCGCCGCACAUGCCGACCGAUCCGGCGAACGCUGCCAACGUCCACAAUUACGACUACACCUGGUGGGCCGACAAUCGCGACGACAUCGACGCGAAAUUCCAGGCCUGGCUGGUUCAGUAA
Molecule: messenger RNA, 1122 nt
Organism: Effrenium voratum
Lineage: Eukaryota; Dinophyceae; Suessiales; Symbiodiniaceae
Source: the annotation of a GenBank genome assembly